Rhipicephalus sanguineus (brown dog tick) is the source of this 2106-nucleotide messenger RNA. RefSeq lists its product as uncharacterized. Lineage: Eukaryota; Metazoa; Arthropoda; Arachnida; Ixodida; Ixodidae. Bases 74 to 2011 code for a protein of 645 amino acids. The record is from RefSeq and is a predicted model, not a curated record. The transcript is spliced from 2 exons.
UGCGCAGCAUACUACAGCGCACACGCGUUCCGUUGUGUUAUGUUUGUCGAAAUCGCCCCACGCUUCGUCAAUAAUGUCUUUACUUUCUUCGACGGACCCAUUUGAACCGUACGAGAAAGCCACGGUGGUUUCGCCAGCCACCGGCAUCGAUUGUGCGCAACGAGAUGGCUUCGAAGACUUCAUUCAGACUGGACAGCCACCCGAUGUGCACAUGGUGGUGUCUCCGCUCAUCGUAUGCGACGGGGUCACGACGUCAUCUAACGACGACGACUGCGUCGAGGAUGGCUCCGAUCCUCGGGAAAACCCUUCUCUUACCACCAGUAACAUAAGCUUCCGUGUGGGCGACCGCUUCGCGAGUUUCGUAGAGCUCGAAAAGGCCGUCGCCGCCUACAGCUCGUGCAAUUCUGUGCAACUGUGGAAAAGAGACGCGCGCACCAUCGACGCGGCCAGGAAGAGAGUCGGCAACAUCGCCAGCAAGAUGGGUGAGCACCUGAAGUAUCAGAGCCUCAAAUACUGCUGCAUUCACGGGGGAAAGAAAUUCACCUCGACCGCUACUGGGCGAUCGUCCUCGACCUUCAAGCAUGACUGCGGGUUCCACAUCUAUGUUGUUGCCACCAAAGACGGAGCCAACCUGGAGGUCCGAAGUGUGUGUCUCCAACACACUAAUCACACUGUGUCGAAGCCUCUUUCUAAGCAUACACCUCAAAGGCGGAAGGUUGGCCCUGGUUUCAAGCACAGGUUAUUAGCGCAGGACAUUCCAAGCACGAAAGUGCCUCUGUCAAAAAAGAAUAAAAAGCCAGAACCCCUGCCCAUUGACAGAGAAAAAAGUGAGCUGCUCCUGUCAAGCCAUCGAAAGCACCAUCGUAAGCCAGAGCAUUAUGAUGGUGCUUCUGAUGGCUUGACAAGGUCAGAGACUCUGCCCAAUGACAAUGUAAAAGCCCAAGCACCUGCCUCUGUGAGGCUGGCGCCUGUGCCCACUGACAGUGCGAAAGGUGAGCCAAUCCCAUCAAGUCAUCAGAAGUACCAUCAGGAGAUUGAACCUCUGCCUAUUGACAAUGUUGAGGAUGAGCCAAUUCUAUCAAGCCGUCAAAAGCAUGAAAAAGCUGCAGCAGUUGCUGGCAAGAUUGCCAGGAUGAUUUCUGAAGUCUCGAUGCCAAAGUUUAGACGAAGAUUGCAAGUUCUGGAGGCACUUUUGAGAGACUGGUCUAGCGAUGAGGAUGUGAGCAUUGUAGUAAAGGAGCAAGUGGCAGCAGGUGGCGGGGAGAAGGAUAACCAGUACAUCACAUCUCCGUGCUUCAAACCUGCAAAUGUUUCAGAAGUACCAGGCAAGAGCAAUUCUGACACCUUCACUUUGCCAGCAGAUGAAGCUGCUGCCCACCUGUCAUGUGUCACAACUGUUGUGCCAGUCGUAAGUGGGCAGAACAUCAUCCCCCCUACUGUUUUACCAAUGAAAACCUCCGAACCUCUCACCUGUUUCAAUGCUAAUGAGGCAAAUACACCAUCCUCUGAUGCCGUCAAGGAGAUCGAGAUUGCUCCUUGUAUGAGCAACAUCAAGCACCCCAAGGAAAGUAAUGUAACCAUGGUUCCCACAAAAAGAAAACGUUUUCCAGACUGCGGGCCCUUCAGGUCUCGCACUUCUGAGGAAAAGAAAUCUACAGUCCUAACGUGGCUAGUGGGCGAGGCUGCCACUGCUGGUGCCCUGAAUGGUAGGGUCCUCGAAAAAGAGGACGUUGAAACAAAGCCGGAGUUGCUGCACUGCGGUGUUUUGGACGACAGCGUGGAUGUUAACAUUGUAAGAAGGUUCUUCACCAGCGAUGCUUGGAUUGCUGUGACGAGUGUGGUGAACGCGAAACGCUCGGUGCAUCAGUGGGAAUGUGAGGAGUGUCGCGGAGACCUGAAAGAGUUCGACUCGAUUUUGUGCGACUGGUGCCUCGGCUGGUAUCACAUCCCAUGCACACCAUUAAAGAGGCGGCCAAAGAAGAAACUCUGGCAGUGUUCUUAUUGCAUGUGACUUUGUAAGAUAUGUAAUUUGCUUGUGAAUAUUGCACAAAGCUAGCAUCGUUUGUUUUUACUUUUAGAACAUAUGAAAUAAGUUUUUGGGCACAG